CAUCGACGUCACGGCACCUCCGGCCACAGCCGUUAGGAUUUGAACGGUUUGGGCGGGAGAGGAAGGAGCAAGCUCCGGUGCCGGGGAGACAGGGACACGGGAAAGACACCGCAACGGGGAACGUGUGACUCGGGAGACCGGACCCGGGAGAGGUGCCACAAUGACCGAUCCGGAGAGCCUGUCGCAGCUUUUGCAGGUUUGUGCCCGCAAGACAGAAGACUUUGUUCGUCUUCUAGAUAGCAAGCACAUGGUAUGGCUUAUGGAAAUAGAAGAAGCGGCCAGAAAAAUGUUCAGCAGUGAUUUCACUGCUGAGCCAGAGCUAAUGCCAAAGACACCAUCUCAGAAAAGACGUAGGAAGAAGAGAACAUCAAUUGUGCCAGAUGAAAAUAGAGAUCCCAGUGGACGCAGGUUAUCUAGGAGAAGAAGCAGUGCCAGCUGGAGCACAUCAGUACGCAGAUUGUCUUCGCGACAUAUGACUAAACCACUUGAAACAUCCAUUAUAGAAGAGUCUGAGCAGCGGCCUAAGAGAGUGACAAGAGCCAAGGCACAAGCCAGUAUAGUGUGCAUGCCAGUAUCUGAGAAACCACUUGAAGAACUCCCAUCAAAUAUGCCCAAUGACCGUCUUCUGCAGGUGAAAAUUAGCGCAGAAGAGCGUCGUAGUGCGGAGGUGCAGCUCUUAAACUCUGUGGAGAAAAAUCCUGCCUUAGAAACUGUUGUUCCAACUUCUGCUGCCCCUCCUAUUCCUUUUGCUCCUCCAGCAAUCACUGCUAGUGAGUCGUCAGCUCCUGUCACCCCUCAAAAAAAUGAUCGCACUGCAGCCAAAUUAAAGAUUGCCGACAGUUCCACACCUAAGAAGGCAGCUGUUAACGGAUCAAUAGAUCUAACACUUGAUUCUCCUCAGCCUGUUGCACAAGCUGCCAAGGAGCUAGCACUGGAACUGUCAAACUACAGUGUGACACCCACAGGGUCAAAAUCUGACCGUCGCUCUGUACGCCGCAGUAUUGUUGGAAGGAAAUCAACCAGCCAUCGAACAUCGCUGGCUCACCAGUACUCUCUGGCUAGCAAGCGUGAAAGUAUGACAAGAGAAUCUGUGCGUAAAUCCAUCCGCCGAUCAGUUUCACGGAAGAAAGCGUCAGACAUAUCCUCCUCUUCCAGCUAUAAAAGCUACCAGAGCUCUAUAGAAGUAGUGGAUGAAGAAGUCACUGUAAAAAUCAAACCAGAAACUACUGAACCUGUUGAGGAGGCUUCAGAAAACCCUAGACGUUCCCUGCGAACGCGGGCUUUUAACAAGAUUGCCAUCAGCAACCUGCCUGAGACUGAGCCGCAACAGAUGAAGACUAGGCAGUCAUCAACUGCUGAAGCUGUUCCUGAUGGUGAUGAUCAAACAAUAAGGAGGAAGAGUUACAAACGUGCUGUGGAUGAGCUGUCUGACCAGUCCAGUGAUGAGCAGGUGAACUCCCCUCCCAGAAAGAAGACUCCAUCUCCUCCAUGUCCACCAAGCAAAGUUAUAAAGCCGCCUCCUGCUCACUUGAAGACUUUCCUGCAUACAGUGCAGAAAAAUCAACUGCUAAUGAUGACACCUGGAUCUAUUGGGAAAAGUCUAAUUGCAAAAUCCUUUAUAAAGCGCAACACUCCUCUCAAAGUAGACCCCAAGGAGAAGGAGCGCCAACGACAGGAAGCUCUACGCAAGAAAGAGGAGGCUGAACUUGUGCGCAAACAGAAGAUAGAGGAGGGAAAGAAACGCAAACAGGAGGAGCUAAAGCUGAGGAGAGAAGAGCGUCUGCGUAAGGUUCUGCAGGCUCGAGAGAGAGUGGAGCAGUUAGAGGAAGAGAAAAAGAAGAAAAUGGAGCAGAAAUUUGCACAAAUAGAUGAGAAGAGUGAAAAGGUGAAAGAGGACCGCCUGGCUGAGGAGAAGGCUAAAAAGAAAAUAACUGCUAAAAAACAAGAGGAGGUCGAGGGCAGGCGGCGACAAGAUGAGGAAGCUCGGAAACUCAAAGCUAAACAGCUGGAGGAAGAGGAGCGUAGACACCAGGAACUUCUCCAGAAAAAGCGAGACGAGGAAGAACAAGAAAGGCAAAGAAAGUUUGCAGAGACCAAAAAAAUCACUGAUAUGCGGCAAGCUGAACUGGAACGUGAAAGGCAACAAGCAGCUGAAAAAGAGCAGGAGCGUCUCAGAGCUGAAAAGGAAAGGGAACGCAUAGAAAAAGAGAGAGCACUCCAGUUACAGAGGGAACUAGAUCGAGCAGCACAAGAGAAGGAGCAGCAGCGCAAAGAAGCAGAAGAGCGCAAGAGGAAGGAGCAGCAAGAGAGAUUGGAACAAGAGCGUCAAGAAAGGUUACGUAAAGAAAUGGAGGCCAAGAAACUGGAAGCACAGAGAUUGCGUGAGGAGCAGGAAAGAAUUGCAAAGGAAAAGCAGACAGCUGCCAGUGUCCCUUCACUGAAUGUAACUGUGGAUAUUCAGAACUCCCCAGCCUGUGAAUCUUAUGAGAUGACUCCUAAGAGCUACAAAGCUCCAGUAGUUAAAAUCAACGCAGAUGACUAUGGUAUGGACUUGAAUAGUGAUGAUUCCACGGAUGACGAAAGUAAACCCCGUAAACCUAUUCCAGCAUGGGCCUCUGGAAAUCAGCUUGGCCAAGCAAUGUGCCAGCAGUAUUACCAUCCAAUAGAUGUGGAAAAAUUUUAUGGCACCAUUGACAGCCCAAAAUUGGAAGACAUGUUUUAUAAGAGCAAACCGCGAUAUUAUAAGCGCACCAGUUCUGCAGUAUGGCACUCUCCUCCACUAAACAGCAACAGACAGCAUCUUGCUGUGGGCUUUGGGCUAAAGAAAUACUGAGCUAAGGAACUGCAGGCUUGCCGGCCUAUGCCUAAAACUACUGCACGCUGCUCUUAAAGUUCUGUUCGAACGUCAGUUUUAUCUGUUUUAUAUGUAAUGUUUUUUGUAACAGGCUCUUAGAUAUAUAUAUGUAUGGUAGGGACAUCUCAUUUUAAAAAUAAAGAUUCUUUAAGGAUUAGUACAACUUCUGCAAUUAAUGAAUAGUAAAUUGAUAUUUAUAUUGAUCGAGGGCUAAUUAAUAAUGUAUGGCAGCCCUACUGUUCAUUGUGCAUUAAGAGACUUCAAUGCAGCACUGUUAGACAUACAUUCUGUCUAAAUCUUGUACAUAUAACUGUAAUAAUUGGGUACUGGUCACGUGACUCUUGGUAAUUUCAGACCUGCAUCACUAUGUUAAAACAUUUGCUUUUGGUUAGUGGUUUGUAUCACUUUUAUUUAAAUAAAUCAGUAAAGGUCAACUGUAUAAAAUAGCUGAUAUCUAAAUUGACUAAUGUUUUCCUUUUUAUACCUGAUGCACCGUGCAGCCUUCAGAUGGCCCGGAUGUGCUAUUUGAAUGAACUGUAGCUAAAUUUUGGCAAAAUAUGUUCA
Molecule: messenger RNA, 3418 nt
Organism: Hyla sarda
Lineage: Eukaryota; Metazoa; Chordata; Amphibia; Anura; Hylidae
Gene: INCENP
Product: inner centromere protein
Exons: 18
Coding region: 161-2833 (890 amino acids)
Biological process (GO): meiotic spindle midzone assembly; metaphase chromosome alignment; positive regulation of protein serine/threonine kinase activity
Cellular component (GO): nucleus; chromosome passenger complex; kinetochore
Molecular function (GO): protein serine/threonine kinase activator activity
Source: RefSeq, a predicted model, not a curated record